AUGCAUUUCUUCACUGCCCUCACUGCUCUCGGGGCCAUGGUAGCCACCUCUACAGCUGCUGCCACCCCAAAUGCCCCAUCAAACCACUCUACAAUCGAUAUCAAGCUCUCUGCCACUGAUAACACCAUGGUCAAGGCCGUUAUCACCAACACUGGUGACCACGCUUUGAACUUGCUACAGUUCAACACCGUCCUUGACAAGAACCCAACCCGCAAGUUCAAAGUCUAUCAGAAUGGCACUGAGGUCAAAUUUACCGGAAUGCUUGCCCGCUAUAAGAUGACCAACCUCUCAUCCAAGUACUUUGCUACCCUUGGUCCAAAGGCUAGUGUUGAGCGCUCCUUUGAUAUUGCCGCCACCCACGAUUUGAGCAAGGGCGGAAAGAUUACAGUUAUGGCCCACGGCACUAUCCCCACUGCUGAAGAGCAUGGUACUACUAUUAAAGGAUAUACUACCUACGAGUCCAACAAAAUAACUAUGGAUGUUGAUUCAAAGAAGGCUGCCUCUGUCGUUCAAGCUAUGGGUAUCGUCAAGAGAUCUGGAUCCAUCGAUAAGCGCAAAUCCGUGUCGAUCAACAGACGAACCAACAUCGAUACCUCCAGUUGCUCUGAGGACCAACUCAGUGUUCUAGAGACUGCUCUUUAUAACUCUGCCGCCCUUGCCCAGGCCGCUGCUGAAGCCGCUCCCUCAAAUCUAGACACUGUUGCCGAGUAUUUCAAGGCCACCGAUCGCCGUACCGUCAACACCAUUGUUAGACGCUUCCAAUCUGUCGCCAGUGAAUCUACCUAUACCAACGAUGGAAGCACCACCUAUUACUGCAACGACUCUAUGGACGGCUGCCAGGAAGGUGUUCUUGCAUAUACACUUCCCUCUCAGAAUGUUGUUGUUAAUUGCCCAAUUUAUUAUUCUGACCUCCCAGCACUUGCAGAGUCUUGCCACGAACAGGACCAGGCCACUACCACUCUCCACGAGUUUACUCAUAACUCUGCCGUUGUUAGCCCCUUUUGCGAUGAUUUGGGCUACGGUUAUGACCACGCUACUUCCCUCCCUGCCUCUUCGGCGAUCCAGAAUGCCGAUACUUAUGCUCUCUUUGCCAAUGCCAUCUACCUUGGCUGCUAG
Molecule: messenger RNA, 1116 nt
Organism: Arthroderma uncinatum
Lineage: Eukaryota; Fungi; Ascomycota; Eurotiomycetes; Onygenales; Arthrodermataceae
Product: metalloproteinase 8
Exons: 3
Coding region: 1-1116 (371 amino acids)
Biological process (GO): proteolysis
Molecular function (GO): metalloendopeptidase activity
Source: RefSeq, a predicted model, not a curated record